Molecule: messenger RNA, 2415 nt
Organism: Ostertagia ostertagi
Lineage: Eukaryota; Metazoa; Nematoda; Chromadorea; Rhabditida; Trichostrongylidae
Source: the annotation of a GenBank genome assembly
AUGCGGCGAGCCAACUCCAACCUUCAAAUGUCUUCUGUUGUUGUUGAUAAUUUGGUGCACUUGAGUAUCGUCGAAGGAGAGAACAUUUACUAUUAUAGAGGUUCCGAAAAGAAGUACCCCUUCAUUAAAGUAUCUGGUUCCAUUCUAGCAUUGAACAAAGCUAAACAAGAAUUGAAAACCGGUGGCAUAUCGUUUGGUUUAGGGCCGGUUCAGGUGGGCACACUAUUCGAGGCUAACAUUGAUGCUGAGGUGAAGUUCAUGGCUAGAACUGGUAUUGUGGGCUGUGGAUGGGUAGAAAUUCCUGUGGGCAAAGGCACAAUUCUUAACAAAAAAGCUCAAAGCUCAAGGUGUCAAUUAGAAGUUGAAGUAAAGCUGCAAGAUUUGAUAGUUCAUGAUCCCGAAGGCGAAUGGGGUGCUGUCGCUCCUAUACGUACCCUUUCGUUUGACAUCGAAUGUAUGGGACGUCGAGGAGUUUUCCCCGAUGCAAAUGAGGACCCAGUUAUCCAGAUUGCUAAUAUGGUGAAGGUAAGUUUUCCCUCACUCGCCGUAUUUUUUCUCAUCUCUUGGUGUCAACUAGAAGUUGAAGUAAAGCUGCAAGAUUUGAUAGUUCAUGAUCCCGAAGGCGAAUGGGGUGCUGUCGCUCCUAUACGUACCCUUUCGUUUGACAUCGAAUGUAUGGGACGUCGAGGAGUUUUCCCCGAUGCAAAUGAGGACCCAGUUAUCCAGAUUGCUAAUAUGGUGAAGGUUGAAGGAGAGUCAGAGCCGUUUAUUCGAAACUGUUUCGUGCUAGGCUCAUGUGCUCCAAUCAUUGGCUCUGAUAUCAUUCAAUGUGAAAGUGAAAAAGAUUUGCUGGAGAAGUGGUCGGAAUUUGUGCGUGAAGUCGAUCCAGAUAUACUCACUGGAUAUAAUAUUUUGAAUUUCGAUCUUCCGUAUAUUUUGGAUCGAGCCAAGGUGCUCAAGCUUCCUUCUGUAGCUAUGCUGGGUCGUCAGCGGAACCGGGCCUCUGGUGUCCGUGAUGCAGCUAUUUCUUCUAAGCAGAUGGGGAGCCGGGUCAACAAGAGCAUAGACAUUCAUGGUCGGGUUAUUUUUGAUGUUCUUCAGAUCUUAUCAAUGAUGCUCCGUAAGUGCAAGGCGAACAACUUUUUCCUCCCUGUUAUUGAGGUUCAAGGUGGAGAUUCUGAGGGGUACGAGGGCGCGACUGUCAUAGAGCCUUUACGUGGAUUUUACAACGAACCAAUUGCAACGCUCGAUUUCGCAUCGCUGUAUCCGUCGAUAAUGAUUGCUCACAAUCUGUGCUAUACAACACUUUUGAAGAAGCCGGAGGGAGAGGAAGGAAAGGAUUACAUUCGAACACCUUCUGGGAAUUUCUUUGUUACAAAGGAGCGUCGUCGUGGCCUUCUUCCUGUUAUUUUGGAGGACCUUCUAGCUGCACGGAAGCGAGCGAAAAAUGAGAUGAAGCACGAGAAGGACGAGUUUCGUAAGAUGGUGCUCAAUGGUCGACAACUUGCUUUAAAGAUUUCCGCGAACUCGGUUUAUGGUUUCACUGGGGCAGUUGUUGGUAAACUACCUUGUCUGGAGAUUUCUCAGUCAGUGACCGCCUUCGGGAGGCAAAUGAUUGACUUGACAAAAAGUGAGGUUGAGAAGCGGUACACAGCUGGAGCAUUGGACGGAAAAUGCCCUACAGACGCUCAGGUAAUUUAUGGAGACACUGAUUCUGUGAUGGUCAAGUUCGGGGUCAAAACUGUAGCUGAAGCUAUGGAAAUAGGUUUACAUGCGGCAACGGAAGUAAGCAAAAUAUUUACCCCACCUAUCAAGUUGGAGUUUGAAAAAGUUUACUUUCCAUACUUACUCAUUAACAAGAAGAGGUAUGCCGGUCUUUAUUUCACGAAGCCAGAUAAGCACGAUAAAAUGGAUUGUAAGGGACUCGAAACCGUGCGACGUGACAAUUGUCCUUUAGUGGCGAAAGUGCUGAACACAUGCUUAGAGAAACUCCUUAUUGCACGAGAUGCGACUUCAGCUUUAGAAUUUGCGAAACGGGUCAUAUCAGAUUUACUUUGUAAUAAGAUCGACAUCUCGCUGCUAAUCAUCAGCAAAGAAUUAACGAAGUCUGGAGACGUUAUUGCAUUCCCUCAUCGAUCAAUCUCUAGAAGUACAGGACCAACAAGCACAUGUGGAAUUGGCUGGCUAGGAUGCGAAAACGGGAUCCAGGAUCAGCAGCCUCGGCUUGGUGAUAGAGUUCCUUAUGUUUUCAUUGCCUCAGCGAAGAACGUACCUGCCUACGAAAAAGCAGAGGACCCAACUUUCGUUCUGAAAAACAAUAUCCCCAUCGAUACAAAACACUACCUCACAAAUCAAUUGGCGAAACCUCUUGCAAGGAUAUUCGAGCCGAUUUUGGGUGAUCGUGCUGAACGAGUA